This is a messenger RNA of Gossypium arboreum, 558 nucleotides long. RefSeq lists its product as uncharacterized. The record is from RefSeq and is a predicted model, not a curated record. NCBI's taxonomy places the organism in Eukaryota, Viridiplantae, Streptophyta, Magnoliopsida, Malvales, Malvaceae. The coding region runs from base 1 to 441 and encodes 146 amino acids. The transcript has a single exon.
AUGGAAUAUUGUGUAUUUAUAGCCUCGUUUUUCUUGCUUAAUUUACCAAUUAAUACAAUUACAAUGGCAUCUUCUAUUUCAUCAUUACCACUUCAAGGAGACACCGCAAGCAGCCAAGCAGCAGCAGUGGGAAGCAGUACUACUUCGUCACCGUCGUCAGGGUCUCUAGGGCCAUUCUUCGCCGUCAUCUCAGUUCUGACUAUUCUAGCUGUUGUUUCUUGUGUGGUGGGAAGGAUUUGUGUCCGACGUCGGACGAAGGGGGAGGCGGUAGUGGCCAUAACGCCAUUGGAUACGAUAAAGCAUGGAGAUUGGUUGGGAUGGUUGAAGCUAAGGUGUGGAGGUUGUAUGGCGGGGGAGGUGGUGGAGGCAGGUGCCAAAGUUAUGUCUUUUGGUGAGGAUCAAACUAAAAAUGAAACCCAUCCCCAUCCACCUCCAGUUUGAAAAAUGCAUUCAUUUUCCUUAAUUCAGUCGAGAUUUUAUAUUUGAUUUGUCUAAAUACGUUUGUAAUUUAAUUGGAAUUCCUAUCCAAUCCAUUAACCAUUCUAACGCUUUAUUUAA